Messenger RNA from Paramecium octaurelia, 1288 nucleotides. The record is from the annotation of a GenBank genome assembly. Lineage: Eukaryota; Ciliophora; Oligohymenophorea; Peniculida; Parameciidae.
AUGAGAAAUUUUUAAGCAGAGUCACAAGAGGAUUCUUAAGCAUAAGAAUAAGUAAUUUAUGCAUAAAUGUUUAGAUAAAGCGCAUAAUAGACUCAUUUAACUUUGAAGAGUUAAGAAAUUUUCUAAACCAAGAGGAUAAUCAAAUUUAUAAAGUCCAAAGGCUUCGAGAUUAUCUUUUUAAAAACAUCAGUUAAUGCUUCGAUAAAGUAAUAAUAGAGCUAUAAACCAACCCUACAUAUGACUGUUCCCAACUUUUAAUUUUUAUUUAAGAAAAUACUAAUUAAGGCAGACGGAAUAAUUAUAAUUUUAGAAAUCUUUUUAAUGAUUACGAGAAUUUAUUUAAGAUACUCGAAUAUACAGAUGAUUUACAUAUUUAUGAUUUAGUGUUUUAGAUUCUAUCUAACUGCAUUCAAAUCAUACAUUUUGAUAGAUAAGGUUUCAUUCCAAGACUUUUAUAUUUAGAAAAAAUUUUCUAUAGCCACAGUAACUUCUUGUGUUCUAAAAAAAUCAAUUUGAUUGACUACUAUUUUAUGGAUCCUAGGUAUCAAGAAAUAUGCAAUGACCCAAUUGAAUCUCUACAAUUUGAUCUUGAAUACUAUGAACCAACCUAAUUAGAUGAAACUUAUCAUGAAUUGUAAAGAAAUGGAAGACAUUAGAAAAUAUUAUCAGGAAUAUUCUAAAUAAAAGUAUAUAUAAUUAAUUGAUUUUAUAGAAAAUAUAAAUAAUAGAUGACAAUUCGACUUCAGCUCUUGAAUUAUCAAGAAAUCUAUUAAAUAUGCAGACUUAGUCCUUUUCACCUUUAAUGGAUAUAUUAAAAUACAGAAUCCUUAUUAACAGAGGGUUACAAGCAAAUUCAUAAUAAACUAAAAAUAUAAUAAUUGGAUUACAUUUAAAAUCACUGAAUAUUCUGAAAAGUUAAAAAGAAUAAUUUGUGGCUCUUCAUAUAUUUGAAAGAUUUUACGAUGAUGUAAUUGGAGAUACAAUAGAAAAUAAUAAUUUUAAUUUAUUUCAGCUUGAAACCAUAGAUCCAAUAAUAUUAGUGGAAUUAUUGUAAAUUGAAUCAAGAAAUAAUCAAUAAUCAAGCAAAAGAAAAUAAUAAUUCCAAUUAAAAUUAUUAUCUGAUGUUUUAUCUAUGAGAUAGAUAGAAAAUAAUGAUUUCAUUCAAGGUUAUCCCUUAAAUUAUAAUUCUAAGAUACUUAGCGAAUCAUUAGCUUAAGAUAGUUAAUUAACUUCUGGAAUCUUAAUUUUUUUAUAAAUCAUCUUAAACUUGUAACUCAUUUUAUAAUGA